Molecule: messenger RNA, 5247 nt
Organism: Salmo salar (Atlantic salmon)
Lineage: Eukaryota; Metazoa; Chordata; Actinopteri; Salmoniformes; Salmonidae
Source: RefSeq, a predicted model, not a curated record
AUUCAGCACUGUCAACACUGUUGCAAAACACGCUUCUCCCUACUUCCACUCACGCUGCAGCUGCUAUGAAUGAGUAGCGAAGUGUAUCGAUAGCCCUGUGUUUUUAUUAUUAUUAGCAGCUCGUCGUGUUUAUUUUUAAUAUCAAGGAAUAUUUCACUUUCUCUGGUCAUAGGAACAGUAUAAAUUUGGGCACGAGGUAGGUGAGGGGUGAAACAAGUUUCAGCAUCAAGUGGAAGACAGUGUCCCCUCUCUCUGGUCAGUCUCACCGGAGGAACAGAAGGAGAGAGCUGGGAUUGCGAGAGGUGGACCCUCUGCUGCUCUCUCCCUCCCUACGCUGAGACUAAUGCCUUGUUCAAAACAACUAGGAACUCGGAAUCCCUCCUACAACUACAUCUAUUUUUUUCCAAUCGUUUUGGCAUCAAGUGGAAGACAGUGUCCCCAUCCAACCAUGAAUUCCAAGCCAGAAACUCGGGCAUCUUUCUAAAGCUCUGACUUUUAGACCUGAAGAUCACUGAGGUCAUGAUUUGAUCUGUAGUUCCCAGUUGUCUUGAAAGCACUAUGACCAUCAGUCCAGGAAAAUAAUAAAUCAAAUGAUUUGCAAAUGAUAUCCAUGAUGAACAGUUUAAUUGGGUAGGGUUCAACUUUAGACCUACCCUGUCUCUGGUACACACUUCAGUCCAGUUGGUGGCGGUAAUGUAUCACUGAAGUUCGUUGCCAAACCAUUGAAGAAGUGUAAACGGAAGUGCACAAUGACCAAGACAAAUUUCCACGUUAGCGUUUAUAUUGUUAUUUAGACAUGUAUUAACACCCUGGAACUGAGAAUAUGACUCAUUUUACUGCACAGCAUCAUAUACUUACCCCUGGUAGUCUUUAAUUCGCGCUGUAGACGGGACUUGGUUGAUAGAUCUGUUGUCUAGGUAACGCUAACUAUCUAGCUGCUAAUGUUAGCUAACUGUAUGAUUUUUCAUACUCAGAUAGCCUCCAUCAUGGAGGUGCUAGCGAAUGCAGCCGUUGCAGAGGUCUGUAAACUGGUAGACGACGACUAUGCAGUGUUUCGUUUGGAAAUAACUCAAAGUCAGAAAGAAAACAGUGCGUUGCGAAGGAAACUACAGCUACUCGAACUGAAGAUGGCACGAGAGCGCGUCCUCGCCAGUCGUUCCAGUAGCGUCAAAAUCAUUGACCGAUACAGAGGAAUGGCAAAAGGUGAAGGACAUCUCACUGGAGGCCACAGGAGCUUUGUGAAGCCAACGGGACACAAUACAUGGAGAGAUGACCAACCAAUCACUGUUAAUGAGGGGAGUGGAACCUCAACCCAGCAUGUUGUCAUGAUAGAGUCUGCAAAUGCAGAAGCUGCAGGUCAUGGGGUCAAGCUGGAGAGGUCCGAAGGAGAUGAGGACCCACGGCACAGCAGAGACAUCCAGACUGGAGCAGCGCAUGGAGUGGCGCCCCCUGUAGCCACCGAGGACCUCACCGCCGCGUCCCAGGCCAGGACCCGAUGCAGCAUCACGGAGGAGGAGGGUCCAGAGGUGCUGCUGGUGAAGAAGGAGGGUCUGGCGCACCAUGGUCAUGGAGGACAACCAGACUACACUUCCUGAACCCACAGAGGAACCAUCAGUAGAGAUGGAGGAUGGGAAGCCUGAUCUGCUGCUGGUCAAAGAGGAGACAAUAGAAGAUGGACAAGAGAGCAUUGACCUGCUGAGUGGACUAAAGAUGGGGGAGCAGGGUGGUUGGUUGGAGGCUAACAGAGGAGACUGGGCGGCCAUCUUGGAUUCCCAGACUUGUGCGACCAAGGCCCCUGGGGAUUUUAUUUAUAUUUUUUUAUUUCACCUUUAUUUAACCAGGUAGGCCAGUUGAGAACAAGUUCUCGUUUACAACUGCGACCUGGCCAAGAUAAAGCAAAGCAGUGCGACAGAAACAACAACACAGAGUUACACAUAAACAAAUGUACAGUCAAUAACACAAAAGAAAAGAAAAAUUGAAAAAUCUAUGUACAGUGAGUGCAAAUGUAGAAGAUUAGGGAGGUAGGCAAUAAAUAGGCCCUAGAGGCAAAAAUAAUUACAAUUUAGCAUUAAUACUGGAGUGAUAGAUGUGCAGAUGAUGAUGUGCAAGUAGAGAUACUGGGGUGCAAAAGAGCAAGAGGGUAAGUAAUACUAUGGGGAUGAGGUAGUUGGGUGUGCUAUUUACAGAUUGGCUAUGUACAGGUACAGUGAUCGGUAAGCUGCUCAGACAGCUGAUGCUUAAAGUUAGAGAGGGAGAUAUAAGACUCCAGCUUCAGAGAUUUUUGAUGACAUCACCAAGCAGGCCAGGACCAGAGGCGACAUCGAUGAGGUCAGUGGAUUAGACAGCUUCCUCAACUCUGGGCUCUGGAACAACACUGUUAACCACAACCAGAAACAGACAGUCAAAACAAAAACCAAAUUUAGUCUCCAUGACAACAGACUGCCUGAGACCAGGGCGAGGCGUAGAUUUGGUCUGCGGGGACGGGGAGGUGUCCAUAUGAGACCAGACAGAGACUCGGUUAGCGAUGCUUCGUCCUGCUCCUAUAGUUGUGAUUCAGAGAGACUGAUGGUGCCUCAGGUUAACCCCCUAACAGGUGCUGCCUUCAGCCUGCCUUCUAUAGGAUCUAUCAACUGGAACAUGGACCCUGUGACAACACAGACACUCCCUGACCUUCAUCCUCCUCACACUCUCCUAAUGUUAAACCAGACCUCAGACAAUGCCAGUGCCUCAACACUAAAUGGCUACACAAGCCCAUUGACAAAUUACAGUAGUAGUAACGCUAUCAGCAGAUCUGGUGGCAAAGAGAAGAGCUUCCCAUGUUCAUUCUGUGGGAAGUCUUCAGUUUCCCCAAACAGGAGGAGAUCCACCAGAGGAUGCACACGGGGUUGAAAAUCUUUCGGCCGCCAACUGUGAGAUGUUCUCUCAAAGGCAUCAGCUGAAGAUGCACCUGAAGGUCCAUAAGGGAGAGAGGCCGUUUGCCUUUAUAGACAGUGGGAAGAGGUUCUCAGAGAGGAACUACCUCAGGAUACACCAGCAGAAAAUGCACACGGCCCAUGUAUAGUGUGAUAUGUAAUGUAGUACUUGUUAGUUUGUAGUUCAUUCUAUUGGUUUGGGAUGUAGUAGUAGGAACGUGGAUGAGGUGAACUGAGGAAAGAAUGAGUAUGAUGAGGCAGAGUAGAUGAUGUGAUGGUUGGUGUGAUGGUGUCUGUAAAAAUGCUUCACUGAUGAAAAGUGACAAUCUUGUCCAGUUGUUUGAUGCUGGUGUUUUAUAAUGAGGAAAUGAGUGCCUAUAUUUACUUGACAUUAAGUAGUGUGUAAUGUAAUGACAGUGUUAUAAAUGUGAAUUAUCAAAAGUGAGGGUACCAUAUUUACAGAAAAGGUAAAGUGUUACCAUAGUGAGAAGUUAUUCUACCUAUCGUUUUGUGCAAUAAAAUUAUGUUACUUCAUGUUAUGUGAGCAUAUGACCAUUUUGUUUAAAUACAUUUUUUCCUUAUCUCAGUCGAACCAAAACAUACUUAAUUUUUGAGUCAACACAUUGCCAUUAUUUUUUAUGAACUCCAAUGACUAUUUUUAGGUACUUGAAUCAGUGUUAGAAAUGGGCUUGACUGUGGUUAAAGUUUUAUAAUAUGUUGUUUCUGUGUGUACAGCAAAGAGUUUCUUAUAUAAACCUUUAUGCUUUUCUGUUCAAUUUGUCUUUACAGUCUGCAGUCCAUGAGUACCUGCUGAUAUCCGGUGUUGCUGGUGGGAGAGACUUGACCUCUGAAGCGGCUGGUCACAAAACCUGACCCCGGACCAGGACUCUGGAUCAGAAACCGUCCCUCUUCCUUCCUAAGUCAGAACCUGGUCCAAAUCACGAGGGACAGAGACUUCACCAGCACACAACCAGUGGACAGAACAACCUCAGUCCUGGUGGUUAUCAGAGAGACUGUGGCCCCACCCUGGGCUUCAGCCUUCACAGAGACUGGUGGUAGUCUAUCAGCAAGUCUGUCUUCUCUGACAGGGUCUUGUUUAAUGCCUGGUGACUGGGUUCAUAGAAAGUCUGAUGCUGGACCUAUGUCUAGCCUUCCUCAUUUACCUCAUGGUUACCCCACCAAUACAGACAUGGUCAGGUUGCACGUUCACCAGAAGAGGUACAUAGCCUAUAACACAGCACACAAUCCAAACAACAUCCAGUCAAGGAGGGAGCUCAAAGACUAACCACCUGAACCACCUCUGGUGUUAUUGGGUCACAACAUGGGAGGCCGAGCAUUAGGACGGGCGCCGACAAGCCACACGCCUGCCCCAUAUGUGGAAAGCGCUUCGCUGAGGCGAACUAUGUGAAGGACCACCAGACCGUUCACACCAAGGAGAGGCCCUUCAAUUGUAAACUGUGUUAAGGUGUCCGCAUGCUUCCCAGCCAAAACAGUUUGGAAGAGUUUGUGCAUAUAUUAUGAGGCAAGCCGAAGUCUACGCCCCUUCGUUGGUGACUGGUCAACAGUAGAGCUUCUUCAUUAGUCUUUGUCAUUCAACGAGAGACGACUAGUUGUCGUGCACAUUUUUUUCAUUGAGAUAUACAGCACCAAACAUCUUGGCUGUGAAAUUGCGCGACUAAGAUCUCGGCAAAAGCGUCCAAUUUAAUGACAGAUUUCUUGAGUUAUCUUAGAUUAACUAACUAUUUUGAGGGUGUAUACUGGCUACAGCGUCUCAAAAUGGACAAACAGUACUAUUGCUGUUUUUUUUCCUAGUUUUUAAAGCGAAGGUCCUAAGGGAGUAUGCGAGCACAUUUGUUCGGUUAGGCGCCACCCGAACUGAAGAAUGCUGACGCCUUUACAAGAGCUUCUCCUUCGGGAGUAACCUUGUCUGACACAGGAGUGUCCACAAUGGGGAGACAUUGUAGCAGUGUGGCUUGCGAUGUACACAGGGGUUUUCUGGGAACCAUUCUUUAGCUGAAUUAUUAUAGUUAUCAUGUGAAGUGUCUUGGGGUAAGAGGGUAAUUAACCACAUACCCCUCAUUAACCCUUAUUUACCUAACUGAGGUAAUUUAGAUGGAAUAAAGUAAUUCUAUUAUUUUCUACUGUAUUCUUGCUAACACACUGUUCUUUCUAAUCAAAUCAGCUCCGAGCUUGAAAAAUGGUGAUCAAAGGAGAUUUGAUGUAACGUAAUAAGCUGUACCGUAAUUCAAAGAACAGUGCGCAAUACCUUUUUCAUUUAACCCAGCCCUUGAGUUAUGACGCCAACAAAUAAAAUGCUUUGUCUUCAGUGUAAUUA